Molecule: messenger RNA, 4297 nt
Organism: Cygnus olor (mute swan)
Lineage: Eukaryota; Metazoa; Chordata; Aves; Anseriformes; Anatidae
Gene: DYRK4
Product: dual specificity tyrosine phosphorylation regulated kinase 4
Exons: 15
Coding region: 2086-4023 (645 amino acids)
Biological process (GO): peptidyl-threonine phosphorylation; peptidyl-serine phosphorylation
Cellular component (GO): nucleus
Molecular function (GO): protein serine/threonine kinase activity; ATP binding; protein serine/threonine/tyrosine kinase activity
Source: RefSeq, a predicted model, not a curated record
AAAGAGUGUUUCUCAGAAACAAGGAAACUCAUCGUUGUGACUUAUAAUUGCACUUUAUCCACAUUUUGGAUGCCUGACUCCUGGCAUGGAAUCACAUAGCUUUGAGUGGGGCAAGGCCCGGUGAACUGGACUAAGGGAGUUUAGGGAUGGCAUAUGCCUGAUGUCUCUGGUGCCUGUCUGCCUCAUUUGUGAGUUGUCUUAGCUUGCUAAAAUGGUGCAUCAGAAAAAUAGAACUUCACAGCAGAUUGUCAGCAGAUGAGCUUGAGACUGCUUCCAAAGUUGAACAAGAAGUACCCACAGGAAAAGGUAGGUAUCUAAGAAUAAUGCUUGUGACAACUAGGAGGUGGAUGUUGUAUUAUUCCUCUCCUUGAUUGACUUUUUGUGCUUAUUUAACUGGCCCCCUUCUGAGAUGUACGGUGGAUAAGCAGCUGCAGCAGAACAGGAAGCAUGGAGAGCCCUGGGCCCCAGGGUGGUUCAAUGCAGCAUCCCAAUCUGCUACCCUCCAUUCAUGCUUCAGUCAUUUUCUUUCCAGAAGAAAGAAAUGGUCAUGCAAAAGAACAUCUGUAUGGUCCCUCACUGCAUCACAGUCACCAGGUUUCUUUCUAUUGAAAUUAAACUGUCAUGAAUUGUUUUGCUUUUAUGUUUGUUUCAGGAUAAAUUAAGAUCUCAUGAUGUUAUGUCUUUUCCUGCUAUACAGGGAAAUGUACAUAACAAUGGAAAAUAUUUCCUCAAUGUUAUGCUUUCAAAAGAUAUUCCUGCAAUUAGUAGAUUUAGGAAUCCCAGGUUUCAAUGACCUUCCAUUCAUCUUGUUUUGUUUUUUUUUUUUUGUUAUUUUUUUCCAUGAAACAUACAGUUGAGACUUGUGUUGCUCAGAUCUCAGUGUUGGCGUUUUCAUACUUUCAGAAAUGACAUAGCAGUCUGCCACCUGUCCUUGGGACCCUUGGGUUUGUAUGUGUUUCCAGUUCAUGAGGAUUUUCCAGUCGUUUCUAUACUUUUUUUUUUUUUUUUUUCACUGAGUGAAAGUUCCAUAUAGGCAAUUAGAGGAAAAAAAGUGCCUUCGCAAGGUAAAAGUUAAAUGUACCUAUUUGUGUUUCAAGGCCACUCUGUACCCAACCUGAAGAAAACAGGUCUUGCCAGUAGGUAGGGAUUAUUUACAUAAAAGACUUGUUCUUUUCUGUCCUGAGUUAUUAAAGAGCAUGGUCAGAAGUGGCCACCUUGAUUUGGACGCUGUAAUUGUUACAAUAACUAGUUUGUUUUUUCAUUUGUUUCUUUUCCUGGUAGUAACAGGAAUUGUUUGUGUUAUUCCAGCUAGUUUCAGUCUUGGGAAACUUGUGUUUUUUUUUUCUCUGAAAAGUACAUUUAAUUUACAGUUUUCUUACUGCUCUAAACAUUAAACAGCACUACACAGAAAUCUCUAUGCAUCAUUCCUCCAGUGGUUGCAUGGUGGUGUGAUGUGGAAUGCAUAUGAUUUCAGUCUGUAAAGCAAUCAGAAAGAUAGUGCAUCCCUUAACAAGUCAGAGUCCAGUUUUCACAUAUUUGCUCUUUCUGAAGUGCAUCUGUAUUAGUAACAGAGUAACAACAUGAUUGUUAAAGAAUAGAUCACAAUUUUUAGAUGUAAACUUUGCUGCCAAGUCCUUCCAGUUGCAACUGACUUCAGUAGAUAAUCUGUCUGAUCUAGAGAUGACCUCUUACUUCAGAACAACAGUUCCUUUCAAGUGUUGAUGGCAGCUCCAGAUAUACUGUGUUCCUAGAGGUGGAAUCAACAAUAACAUAGGUGAAAGCUGUCUCUGCGUUGCUGUAUGUGCGGUUCAGUUGCUAUGACCACAGGAAUGCAGGUUGGUCAUGCAGAACAGGGCUGCAUCACAGACACGCUUCAGAAUUCUGGCAGCCUGGAGACACUAUGCUCCGAGAAUGAUAAAUAAGCUUAUUCUGAAACAAGCAUUAAAAAAGUUAAAAAUGCCUAAAAUUCAGGGACAUAAAAGUGUGAAAUUGCUCUGAAUAUUUAUAAAGUAUGCUUAUGUACCUACAGACCUUCUAUGUCAUCAGUGCAUUUCUCACUUCCUACUCUCUUUGAGAGUAGAGAUAAUGCCAGAAAAAAAGAGGAGGAAAUUGCCAGACAAGCAAGAGCAGCAUAAACCUACAAAGCAGCCGUUAAAGAACAAACUUGCCUACAAGUCAGAAAACAUAAGAAAAGGCAGAUCUGUCAUCUUCCCCAACAUAGUUAAAUCAGGAAAAGGAAUGCAGCCAGCACAUCCAAAGCCUCAGCUGACUGUUCAAGAGAGUGAUCAUCUGGGAUCUAACAGAGUCUUCCAUCAGAAAGUCAAUCACAGUGCUAUUUCCUUCCCACAUCUGGAAGGCCAAGCAAAACAUGGUUUGGCUGCUGACUCUGCAAACCCUCCCCCCCUUGAAAGCAGCCUGUGUCAGAUAACAAAUAACAGCUUGCAGCAUGUGCUCCCCCCUCUUCAGGAAAAUGGAAUUAUAAGUAAGUUUCCACAAUUUAAUCUUCUAAACAGUCAUUCUGAAAAUGAUACCAGAGCUCAGAGAAAAUCAUCAGAACUGGAAAACACCAGCACCAGUGUCAAGCUGCCUAUGACUGCUUCAGAAGCCUUGAAAAAUUUUAGAAACCAGUUAACAGUCUAUGAACAAAAAGAAAUUUUCAAUUAUCCAGAGCUAUGGUUUCUUGGGCUGGAAGCUAAAAAGAUUGAAGGUUUGCCUGAAGCCCAGAAUAAUAGUUGUUAUGAUGAUGAGAAUGGUUCUUACCUAAAGGUUUUACAUGACCAUAUUGCAUAUCGAUACGAAGUGUUGGAGGUCAUUGGAAAAGGGUCAUUUGGGCAGGUGGCUAAAUGCUUGGAUCAUAAAACCAAUGAAUUAGUGGCACUGAAAAUAAUACGGAAUAAGAAAAGAUUUCACAGCCAGGCUUUGGUGGAAGUUAAGAUCCUUGAUGCUCUUCUGAAGAAGGACAAAGAUGAUACUCACAAUAUUAUCCACAUGAAAGAAUACUUCUACUUUCGCAAUCACUUCUGUAUUUCAUUUGAACUGCUGGGAAUAAAUUUGUAUGAGUUGAUCAAAAAGAACAAUUUCCAAGGUUUCAGUCUGUCUUUAAUUCGACACUUCACUCAGUGUGUGCUGAGAUGUUUACAAGUGCUCUACCAGGAAAGAAUCAUUCACUGUGAUCUGAAACCUGAGAACAUAUUAUUAUACCACAAAGGCCAAGGUUCAGUUAAAGUUAUUGAUUUUGGAUCAAGCUGCUAUGAACACCAAAGAGUGUACACGUAUGUUCAGAGCCGGUUUUAUCGUUCACCUGAAGUGAUUCUUGGUCAUCCUUAUGCCAUGGCUGUUGACAUGUGGAGCUUAGGCUGUAUCAUGGCUGAACUUUACACAGGCUACCCACUGUUUCCAGGGGAAAAUGAGGUUGACCAACUUGCUUGCAUCAUGGAGGUUUUGGGUCUUCCACCACCUGAUUUUAUCCAGGCUGCAUCAAGGAAGCGAACAUUCUUUGAUUCCAAAGGUUUUCCUAAAUCCAUAACCAACAGCAAGGGAAAAAAGAGAUGCCCAGACUCAAAGGAUUUAAGCACAGUGUUGAAAACUCAUGAUGCUGGUUUCUUGGACUUUCUGAAAGGAUGUCUAAUGUGGGAACCUGCUCAGCGCAUGACUCCAGAUGAAGCAAUGAAACAUGCGUGGAUCCAGGAACCAAAAAUAUGCAGAGCAAAACAGAAAAUGCAGGUUUCAAGGAAGCUGAGUGAUGGCUCUUUCUCUACACCAGGAAAGAAAAAAGAGAAUAUCCAAAAUAUCUGGAAAGAUACAGCUGACAAUGUGAAAAGUGAACUGGGUGAAAGACUGACUCUCACUGUGCCCUCCACAGGAACAACAGAAAAUGAUGUACAGAAUCACACAAUGAAACAUGCUAUUCCAGAGAAACUUUUGGAUACUGAAAUAGAAAAGCCAAUCAAAAACGAUCAAGCAGAACACAGUGGUGAAACAGCUCUUCCAAAAAAUUCUUUCUUUUUUCCACCAAUUAAGUAAUGCAGAGUACAAGUAAUGAUUGGUUCAGUUGCAUACCUGGUGUAUUUUGUAUGUACUUGUACUCAGGAACAUAAGCUGUAUCUGUCUGAACAUGGACUGUGCAUAUUGUAGGUAUAUUUAAUGUUCAUUUUACUUUGAAAUAGUCCAGGCAACAAACCAGGAUUUGAAAAACAUUCAUUUUCCUCACCUCCAUCCUUGCUAUGUUCAGAGAUACGUUACAACUAGCAGCAAUAAAAUGGAGACUGUAGAGACAGAGUGGCUUGUUCUUGAUGUU